UUUUUAUUUCGUAAAAUUCGAAUCGCUCUGCGAAGGUUUUUCGUGCAAAUGGUCAAUCGCGAGAAGGAUUUUCCUUCCAAAGUGUAGAAAAUUUAAGCUAUUUUCCGAUCUGUGUAGUCUAUUUUGUGUACAAUUUCAUAGUGUUACCAACGAAAGUACCGUGAUUAACCAGUUAGUGGAUUUGACUGGGCGGAUUGCGUAAAAAUGAGUGUUUUCUUCCGAUCAGAGCGGGUCGUCUAGUGAAGGUUCUUGGCAGAAUGUGAAAAUUCAAGCGGAGGAGAGCAAAAGGUGUCAAGUUUGGAUCCUACACCCAACUAGCAACAAAGCGAACAAAUGGUGCAUAAAAAGUGAAAAUGAAUAGUCUACUGCUCCAGAUUUCGUCGUUCACGAUAUUUUUUGGCCAAUCGGAAGCGAUUCCCGUCCCAAAUCGCCCUUUCGGUGAAAGAAAUGUAGCCCUGUUUGGAGUGCUCACCUGUAUCGGAAUCGGUGCCGUCAUUGGCAUGUGUGUUUUCUGCAAGAAGAAAAAGGGCCAAUUCAAGAAGUUCGAAAAUGAUGGUAACAUAGAGGAAGUUAAAAAUACCGAAUAUCCUAUCCUGAAGUCGCUGAACUCACUGGAGGCCAAAAAAUCCGGUGCCAUAAUACCGAGUAGCCCAACUAAUCUAUCGACCGAUAAUCUUCUCGACCAAACGGUCCAGUAUCAAAAUGAAUCCGUUUCCUCUCAUGAGCUGGAUGGAAUCGAAAACUAUCACCUGCUGCAAUACCAGAAGGAAACGUACGCCGCCAAGACGCAAUCCGUACGCAACGUAGGCAAAGAAAGCACAACUCCGGAAGCGCCUAGGGUGGUCUUGCAUGGGGACGAUAACGAAGAUUCCAACUCCAACAUGCUGCUGUCGACCAGUAAAGAAUCGUUGAGCUCGAACUCUCCGCAUCCCGGCACUAAAACCAGCUACUCGCUUGAGCAAGAAACGGCUUCCCUGAAGAACUCAUCGGUUGGCUUUGGGGAUGACAAGCCGCUGAUUGACCGCUGCUCGACAGAUUUGGAAACGGGAGGUUUGGAAGAGGAAGAGGACGAUUCCGGUCCCAUGAACAUUUCGGUUCAACCUCCAACCCGGCUGGAUGAUGUUACGAUUAGUAUCAGCGAGCGAGGUACCAGUUUCUACGAGGAGGCAACUUCGGCGGCAACGACCGGAACGACCAAGGAUUGCGGCAUUCAGGAGGACGUCACCCCGAUGGAUAGUCUGGAGGACAAUUCAUCUGUUCACGAGACCAACAGCAUAGAGGAGGCUUUGCGGGCGUUGGAUUUCGCCAUUGAUGGGGAAGAUGAAAGCGAUGAUGGCAGCGAGGAUGAGUCCAAUUUCGUCGACUAUCCGGAAGAUACGGGCAAGGUAUCUGGUCAGAGGCAGGAAGCUGAAGCUCGGAACGAAAAUUUCAAUGGCAAGAAUUCAUCGUCGGACAGCGGUAUGGAUGAAAUUGAGAUUAGCGAGAAGGGGACCACUCCGGACAUGGUACUGCAUGAGUUGAUACGGGAUGAAGCCGCCAAACUGGUAGAUGAAGUAUUACUUUUAUGCCAAAGUCGAAUUGAGGAAAUCAAGGAAUGUGAAGAAAAGGAACAGCUGGAAGCGGAAGCGGAUAUAGUUCCGCUUCCGGACGAUGAUUUUAAUGAUUUCAACAGUGGGGUAGUACUAGAAUGUAGUACUCCUUUUGUCGCAAGGAGAACCUUUGAAGUGGCAAAAGAAGAUAUACCAAUGGUAAAGCAAGCACUGUUCUGUGAUGCAAAUGAGGAAACGUAUGUGAUGGAUGAUGGCAAUUCCACGACCAGUGAUACCAAACAACUCCCGGAAGAAUCUGAUAAUGCUUUUACCACUUUUACUAAGCCAAAUGUUACCAAUGUCCUUGAUGAUGAUGAUCACGGUGAUCUUGUGCAAAUCUACCCAGUGAAUGAAACCGUCACAAUUCCGCUGCCAAAUCCAUCGGAUACAUUUGUCCGUGAAGUGGGUGAUGGUACCUUGCCGGAAAUAAUGGUCGAUGCCAUGAUUCCGAUGGAUGAUGCUGCUUCCGACAAACCUACGGCCACACCGAUGAACACUCCGAUCGAGCUGGGCUGCCCCACUACCGCCGAUUGGGACCGAUGGCUAUCGGCGAGCGCAUCCAACGCGUGUGAAGCUGCCGGUGGAGGCUUGCAUCUGCCGGGACACGAUGAGGAUUACUUCAGUGGCCAUACAUACGACGAGGGUUGGUUUUUGCAUGCGCAACCGGGUUGUAGUAGCGGCGGUGCAGGCGGUGGCGAUGGGAAUGAAACGUACGAAGUGCAGGAAAACGAAGAUAAUCUGGAUUCGACGUACGAUUUGUUGCGGAAGCAGUUGGCAGAAAUGCUACCACAUGCGCAGGGUGCCAAGGAAGCCGCAGAAUGUUUUGAUGAAAAUGAUACCAGUCCGAAUCACUACGGAAUACAGUACGGAGAUCUGGACGAAGCCAGCAAUGCACCUUCAACAUCAACGGCGGCCAAGGAUAACGAGAUGAUCAUUAACUAUAAGCGAACUCUCUCGCCAAUCAUGGAGGAGAGCGAAGACGAAUCAUUUUAUAACAAAACGUCAUAUUACAAGGAAGCAUCCAAUUACGUGGAGAGCACCAGCACUGGAUGUAUGGAAUCUCUCACGGCAAUGGGAGUGAACAAAACGCUUAUGGCAUCAAACGAUACGCUUUUUAACUUUGAGGAUGUGCUGGACGAAAUUUUAUCACCGCGGGUACCAUCACAAUCGCACACUCCGACCAAUCGCGAUCGGGAACUUCCCGAUUAUUUUCUACGAUCUCCCCGUCACGAGUCGUUGUCUACGACAGCAUCAACAGCGACAACUGCGACAAUGGAGUCCGGUACCACCAGUAGUACCGGCAGCGAAGCCAACAGGCAACCACCAAAGAGCCUCGAAUUCGCACCCCAAUGGCCACGAGAUUCAUCACUCAGUUCUCCAGGUGAUCCCACUAGGAUCGAUUUCUCGCAAGAUUCCACCUUCACCCUAGAUGAAAAGACAUGCAUCUCUCUGAGCAAACCGACCAACGAGGAGGACGAAAGGAUUUCGGAAAUUUCCGAACCGAUCCUGGUGUCCUCGUCAUCGGGACUGAUCAAACAGCCACCGCAGGACGAUAACAAUAGCCUAAUGGAUGAGGACAUCGCUUCCAUCGAGGACGAUUCCUUCAACGAGAUUCUUGAGAAAGAGAAGCCCCUGGAGAACGAACAGUAUAAUCAUUUUUUAGAUCUACAUAGCACUGCGGCAGAGUCCGUACUGACCGGCCUAGUAGAGCCGCCUGAGCCCGAGCCAGAUGAAAAUUUUGAUCCUGCUUCUGCCGUCCUUGUAACCGCGGGCAGCACCGUCGCCACCGGCCAGAAGGAUGCGGUGCUUUUGCAAAACAAACUGAAUUUAGAAAAUACCUACCACAAUCGAGGCAUUACUGAUGAACAAGUAGUCGUAAUCGAAUCCAUUGAUCGGUUUUUGCUUAAGUCCAGGAAUGUUAGUUUGCCAGAAGACAAAAGUACAAAUCCCUUGGUUAAUGGUCACAUUAGUAGUGGUAAGCUAUCCAGUAGAUCUGAUGGUAAGAAUAUUUGUAUAAACUAUGAUAACUGAGCUAGAACUAUACAUCGGCAAUGUUGUAGAGAUUAAGAGGAAAAUAAUGGAACCUAAUAAAACAAAACUGUUAGAUAUUUAUUAACGAUUAAUACACUGAAACUGAAUAGACACUGGUUCUGAUUUACGAGAAAUUA
Molecule: messenger RNA, 3757 nt
Organism: Aedes albopictus (Asian tiger mosquito)
Lineage: Eukaryota; Metazoa; Arthropoda; Insecta; Diptera; Culicidae
Exons: 7
Coding region: 354-3620 (1088 amino acids)
Source: RefSeq, a predicted model, not a curated record